GUCUCACACACUUUUACAGUUUAAUAAUGAAGAUAUUGGAUUAACACUCACUCUGAUUCAGUCUCCAGUUUCUCUCGUCUGUCGACUCAAAUGGAAAAGAGACUUCAAUAGCAUGUUCCCAUGCUCUUCCUUUUGAGGAAAUCAGGAAAUACCAGAGGGGAGGAAAUACCUCCCCUUUCAAUAGGAAGGGGAGGAACAUAUCUGACAAGAUCGGACCAGAUGACCCUUUGCUCCACAACCAAACAUUUCAUUAACUUGAGGUGGAAACAACUAAGGUGUUGAUUGCAGUGGCGGCUGCUGGUCUUUCAAGGAGGGGAAGCAAAUUUUUCUGGCCUACAUCAUAAUUGUGUUUGUUUAUUUGUAUGUAACAGAACAGAGUCGCCAAACACAACGGCAGUCGUUUUUAACAAGGGCAAAAGUCGCUGAGGAUCGGUAAAGUCUCUGGAGCAGUUAAGAACAACGGAAUGAUUAACUUGGAAAAUGCUCUGGUAGGUGUUUUAUUCUUCAAGAUCGCUGAUUCACUUGUUUAGCUGUCAAUCAAAAAAGGAUUUCGCCUCAGACAGCUCAUCCAAUCAUGGAUGCAGAAGCUCGGAGUCCGGGAGAAAGUCGGGACCGCCCUCUUGUCAUAGAACUCCAGAGAGGCUGAGCGUCCGAUGGGCGGGACAAAGCCCAGCAUUUAUCCAAUGAGCGUCUAGUUUCGCUGCUGGAACAACCCACUUUGAGCUUCCAUAUUGAAGUCAGCAGACUCUGAGCGUCCGGCUAUGUAAAGCGCUGAGGCGCUGCGAGGAUGAAUGAGAGCGAAGUUAUGCCAGUUACCUGUGAUUAUCAGCUUCUUAUUACAGUGUGAUAAGAAGGGCCGUCUGGUGGCAAAGAUAGUAAUGUGACAACUUACCCAUGUGACAAUAGGCCCCGGUCUCCCCUACGUGUUGAACUUCACUUUAUCCUUAGCCUUGGUUACAUUCGUCAACAGUACAAAAGUUCAUCUUGCCCUUAUCUUAUCACAGUGUGAUAAGAUAAGGGCCAAAGUUCUGGUAGGUUACAUUAAAGUCCUUUAUUGUACUCCAGAUUGAUUUAUUAGUUAGGGUCACCUGCCUGACUGCCCUCAGCAUCACGUCAGGUACUGCACUGCUAUGUGCACAGACUCUCUGUGUUAAUUUUAAUCCCUUAUAAACAUGUGACAACUAACCCCAAAAUGACUGAGACAUGUUGUCCCAAACUACCAUGUCUGCUAAUUCUAGCUCUAGUUUAAAGUUAGCUUAAAACAGAACGAUGACUGAGGUAUGAGAGGAUGCCUUAACCCCCCUCUAACAAGUCCACAUGUAUCACUGCUAGGAUUUUUAUCUGGAAGAAGCUUAUUUUAAAAUAUAUAAGGUAAUUUUUUUUACUUUGGGUUGUGCAAAAUGGUUAAUUGGUGCUCAUCUCAGCUCACAAUGUUCUCUUCUCUUCUCGGACAGGAUACGACCCCUGACCAUGUAAAGGAAGAAAAUUAGUACUUCUCUUUUUUAAGUUGUGCCGUCUGGUGGCAAAGAUAGUAAUGUGACAACUUACCCAUGUGACAACAAGCCCCGGUCUCCCCUACGUGUUGAACUUCACUUUAUCCUUAGCCUUGGUUACAUUUGUCAACAGGACAAAAGUUCAGCUUGCCCUUACUGUGCCUCCACUCCCCUCUGCAUAUUUGGAGAAGUAAUAACUGCUAGUUUGAUAUUUUACAUUUCCAACUUUCAGUGUGGUUUCAACAACUCUGUGGUUUUAAUGUCACAUGUAUCUAACAAUUUUUUUUAAUGAGAACCAGACUUCCUGUAUCUGUGUUGGAUUUUUCUUUUUUUACCAGUCUUGUAACUGCGUGAAGUCUCUGUCUGCCAGCAGAGACUUUAGCUCCUCCCUCUCAUAGAAAAAAAGCCCAGACUCUCAAAUGCUUUCACUUCCUCUGUCCACCCACCACAAACUCUCCUUCCCGUCAUCAGCCACUCUGCUUCUCUUCAAGGAGAUCAAAACACGGUAGGUCUCUCUGUAUUGUUGUGUAAAUCCCUUCAUUCUUGUGGACUGCUUUAACAAUCAUACAUUCACCAGGUUUAUAAACCAAAACCGCUUUUUCUGUGUUUUUUCAUAUAUGACUGGUGGGCUGUUGUUUGCAGACCCUUCUGCUGUAAACUGCUGUUUCGAGUUAUUCUUUUUUCCCCUCCCACGACCAAACACAGAUGUCAAUGGAGGACACCGAGUCAACAACCAGAGAGAGAGCAACAGCAAAGGAUGGGAAUCAGGAUACAGACAAUAGGGUACUCAUGACCAGCAAGCCCCUUCAUCGCUAUGUACAAAAAGAUCCCAGAGCUCUCGGGGUAAUGUGCCAUAAAGAUCCAAGCUGUCAAGUUGUAAAUAUUUUAACAGAGUUGCAAACUAACCCAAAGGGCAGCUGUGAACUCUUCAUGCAUGGUGCGUCUAUCCCUCUUCUCCUCUCUGCAGAUUGUCAUUGUGAUCCUUGGCUGUGCAGAGCUCCUGAUGGGAUUUCAGCUGGCCAGUGAAACUAUACAUAAUUCCAAUAAAAUCUACAUCCCCUUCUGGCAGGGGGUCCUGGUAUGUAACAUCAAAUAAAAAAUGGUGCUACUCUCAUGUCUGUACAACACAAAUUGGCAGCUUUUCCUGGAGUAUUGUUCAGCCUCAGUAUAGAGCAGUGGUUUCCAAACUUUUUCUGCCAUUUUAGGAUGAGAAAUUCCCAUGCCCCUUCUACCUUACAUAAAAAAUGAAAAAAGGUCCACUUGAUCACUGCACCACCCAACACUCAGCACCCUAAUCUAUUAUUUGAUGAUAUCGUUAUAUCAAUCAAUUAAUCAGUCUUCAUUUAUAAAGCCCCAAUUCACAACAAGUGUUGUCCCAAGACCCCUAACAAAAAGGCUGAUCCAGACCAGACUCCAUUUAUGAAGAUCCAAUGUAAAGAUGGGAUCCACUCCUAUCCCAUCUUCAACCACAUGAGUGAAACACUGAACAGUAUUUAGAGAGGUACAGUGGAAAGGAAGAACUUCCUUCUUCAGGCAGAAACCUCGAGCAGGACCAGACUCAUGUUAGAGUCAUCUGCUGAGACUGGGCUGGGUUUAGAGAGGGGAGAAAGGGAGAGAGAGAUGGACAGAGGAGGGACUGAUAACAUGGAGCUGAAGCAAUGAGAAAGCAGGCAGGUCCAUGCCAGCAAACAUGUCUACAGCAGCGAUCCAGAGGAACCUACAGCAUGAUGGAGCUCAGGGACUUCCAGUUAAGACUGUUGUUAGUGACUCUAAUGGGACAUAAUGAUUCAGAGUUAAUGACACAGACAGAAAGAGGAUGGAGAAGAAGGGGAAGGGGCUUAAUGUGCCAGUACCCCCAGGAGUCUGAACCUAUAGCAGCAUAACUAACGCUGGUCCAGGCCUGAACCAGCUCUUACAAGUAGCUUGUAUCAAAAAUUAAACAAUAUGGCACUUAUAGAUCGAGUUAGAAACCUGAAGUCUCAUGGACAAUACGAUUUGGCCUAGCCCCAGUAUUGACACAAGCACUGCAUCAUUCUCAUCAGCAAGCUCUGAAAAAACAGAGGCACAUCAUAAUAUUUUUGAAAAUAAAAGCUUUACAUUUCACAUUUUAAAGGAAAGGGACCACCAAUAUUGUAUACUUCUAUCUUUUUAACUUGUAUUACAAACGUGUACCCAAAUGCUUUGUGAAAUAAGAACUUCAGUUCACUGUCUACUCAGGUUCACAAAGAACCUUGGGUUACUUCUGCAGGUGAUAUGACAGAAAACUUGGUAUUGAGUCAUUUCUAAUUUAAUUUCAAGAACUCAUCAAAAUACUUGAUUUUUGUUUUCUUCUUUUGUCAGUUUCUUGUCUGUGGAAAUCUAUCAAUCUAUACUGAGGUGCAUACUUCCAAGAAGAUGGUAAACCUUGAUUUUGCCUUCCAAUCUUACUCCCCGUUGACUUCUUCUGUCUCUUUUUAACUAAAUAAACUCAUCUCUACCAGGUGACGGUGUGUUUGGCCAUGUAUAUUGUUACUCUUCUGGGAGUCAUACUCUCUGUGGGCUUCAGGAUAGUCUGCCUUCUUGAAAAUGAGCACCUAACCUACAGGUGGGGCAAGCAGGAAAACGAGUGGAACGUAAUCAGAGUGGUAAGUGAAUUAUAGCUCUGGUGUAGUCAGGGAGGGGGGCAAGGUGGGCAGCUGUCCCCCCUGGUGCACUAAUGUACAAAAAACAACAAGGAGGUGCCCUCUUGGAUGCACCAAUUAUAAAUCAAACAUCAUAAAACACCCUCUAAAGUGUUUGCUUUUGGAGGGAUGUAUGAACAUAUGAAACAUGGCUGCAGAAGCUGUUCAUUUAAAGGAUGACACCUGACAAACUGCCCUCUGUUUGUCCUUCCAGUAUUUAAAAUGUAAAAAGGGCCUUCUGGAUGAUGGAUAGUAGAUUGCACUUAAAAAAAAUUGUUCCUUGUUGCCUUUUUCAGUGUAAAAUGUAAAGAAAUGGCGUCUUGAUGCCCUUUUUGGAAAUUUAACCUUCUUAUAUAGUUUAUGUAAAGUUCACAUGCAAGGUCUGGGACCAAAGUGCAGCACUCUGUAACUUCCUAGUUUGAUUGAUGUUGCAUUAAAUCAGUUUAUUCUAUCAUUGACACUUCGUCGUAAAGUGACCAUGUGAAAGAUAACAGAUCAAAUCUCACCAGAAUGUGAGCUUCAUGCAGGAAGUAGCAUGAAUUUUGUGUUUUUGAGCCCCUGAGGUACAGCACUUAUUGCAUGCAGACUGUAAUGAUGUGUGGAUAACAUUCCUCCUGACUUUCUUUUCCUGCAGAUGCAGAUUACUUGCAUUGAGAGCAUACUAUGCACAGCUUCUGUGUGUGUGUUCGUGAUUCUCAUCUUCCUCUGUUGCGUCACUCGUUUGGCUUUGAAAUCCACACGCACUCAGGUCAGACAUUUUUUAUUUCUACUUUGUCCAACCAGACUCCACUCACUGAAAUCAAGCACCAAGCUCCUGUGGCUUUCAGUUAGCUUACAGUUAGCUUACAUUUUUGGCUUGCAACUCAGUAUCUUCUGUCCCUCAACAUCACUUGUGUGUUAUUGUCAGACUUGAAUGUUUGUAACAUUUUAUGUGAAAAGACUUACUUGAAAAUUCGGUUGUGAUCUCUUUGGCUUUGUUGCUGUUGUUCCUUACUUGUUCUACCUUCAUAUAUCAUAUCAUCAACAGGUUAUUGUGCAGCACAUCUCAGCACCACGGAGUGACACAGCAUCAGACUGAGAUCCACCUUCACUGGUCUCGGAAGUCUAACACUGGUUUUCCUGCAAUGAGGUGGUGUUGUAGCCUAUAUUGUACUGGUGUUUGCCUCUGUGGGCCUGAAUUUCACAUAACCAGUGCAUUCACACAAAUUGCUUGCAUUAUUGGCAUCAGGUGCAAAGACCGUAGAGGCGGUGUUAUUAAAUCAGGGUUUAGGUGUUUAACUGGAGAAAACAAAACCCCAGCAAAUAAAACAGGCCACCCCAACCCACUCUGCAAAACAGCAAUUAUUAACAGGCACCUCUGUGGAGCCGCAAUUUGAUGCACAAGCUAAAAACAGUCAGCAGCUCCUGGAGACAGAUCAUCUAGGGCUCUAUUUUCGUGCUUCGCCGGAGACAUGGCGCAGGCGCGUCAUAAGUCAGGUCCGCCGCGCUGACAAGACGUUAUCAAGCACAAUUUGGUAUUUUGGUGAGCAGCGCGGUGAGUGAGCGGCGCGGUGAGUGAGCGGCGCGGUGAGUGAGCGGCGUAAGUAUCCCCCCUCCCUAACUCAGCUCCUCCCAGCGGCAUAAGUCAUAGCGAGGGAGGAGACAGGGCAUGGAGUGGGUUUAACACAGCCGAGACCUGUAUUGACCAAUCACAUCGGCCCCUCUCCUCGCCUUUAAAUCCGCCACCGGCGAGGCAUAUUACUAUUUUCGUGAAGUAGUCAAAGAGAUCAAGAGAUGUCUGAAGACAGUAAUGCCACACGAUGGCGACAGAAGGCAGCUCCUCAACAAGUGUCACUGUAAGCGCUUCAUUGGGCGUCCUCCACACUCUCUCAUAUGAGAACAGAUGGAUUUGGUGUGUGUAAUGUUGGACCCACUAGUAAGACAAACACCCUUUUCCACAAAUAAGGACACUCACAUAAAGUUGCACAUAUUCAAAUCUCACGUGACAAAAGUGGGUUGUGCGCACAGAUCACAACAUAAAUUCCAAUAAUGGCAUUAAAAUCGGAACCAUCUGUGCGUAAAUGACGCAUUGCGCUCCGUGGCCUGGCUCUUUCUUUCAUAGAUGUUGGCAUAUAAAAUACAUUUGGCUCACAAAACUGAAUAUUACAAUAUUCGUAUGUAGACUUAAAGUAAAUAACUCAUCUGAGCACUGAAACAAAUCAUCUGUUCAGCCGCUGCUGCUGGACGGGGAGAGGACAUGGAGACAUGUCCAGGUUGAGCUGCACGAGAAUAAGAGGAAGAGGAAGAUAGAAAAGGAGCUAGACAAAUUACAUAUCAUAACUUCAUUAUGUGUGUCUAUUUACUAGAUAUUUAAUUUAAUACGGUGUCAGCUGUGUUAAUUCGGUCAGGUUGUGUGUCUAAACGUGUGCCAAACGCGCUCAUCAGAUCAGAUAUAGAUCAGAAUAUAUCUAUAUAGAUCUAAAUGUAUGUGCUUACUCAGAAUAUUGGUUGUUGAUGAUUAUUUAUUGCACUAAAAUGUGCCUGACACUGUGGAAACCUGCCGAUGAGGCAUCGGUGACCUAUGCCGAUACGCCGCUGGUCUACCAAAAUACUACUGGACCAGCUGCGCUCCACCUGCGCUGAAAGCUGGCCAGGUUUGAAUCGGCGAGCUUUCAGCGCACUUUAUACGCCGGUGGCGAGCAUGAAAAUGUCACUGUGCCAGCUGAUUCUGUCGACACCUCCCCCUGCCACGCCACCACGCCCAGCUUGGUGGACCUCAGUGUGCCUCAGUCCACGAAAAUACCAAACUGGCUCUACGCUGGGCUCCGCCAGACGAAAAUACAACUACGUGGGGUCCGCUACCCUCUGCCACAUCCCCGGCGUACAUGAAAAUAGAGCCCCUAGAGGCAACAGCUACAGGACAAGCUUCUCUUUGUUUCUAACUCUUAGCUUCAGUCUUUAGUUUGCAGAAAAGACGCAAUACUGAGCCACAUUUAUUUUACAUGCACUAAUCACAAGGUACUAACAAGGUACUGCUCGAAGGUACUAACAGUGAGUCAUUGAAUGUUUUAUAUUAAAGAAUAAGUUAUCACAAGAUAUAGUACCGCAUGCCUCCAUUAUUUACAUGAACACUGCAUUAACAUGAGAGUUUCACAGAGUUUGUCAGUCUGUCUGUGAAUAUUAUUAUUGUACAUUGUGAACACUUUGAUGAAGUGUUUAUGUUUUAUUCAUGUUAUUAUCACAGAGUAACUAUUUUAAUAACUCUCCAUAACCAUAAAAAUUUUUGUGCACAUUCAACUGAGCCUUUUUUUUACAGUGUAACUACAUAACUGAGCAGACACAGACCCUGUAUUUGGUUCGCAGGAAGGCACAUGCCAUCCACCAUGUUGUAAAAGAAAAGUAUGUUUGAAAAUAGUUUUUAUGUUUUGGAUUGGUGACAUUUACUAAGUACAGUAUAGAUGUUGCUCAGUCUGUAUAGUUUGGCGUGUUAUUUCAUAUGAAUGUGAGGAAACCUGGUGGAAAUCCUGUUGUCAUUCUUUUUUAAAAAUCUGCAGGGUUGAAAGGUUCAGGUACAGGGACAGUUUCUAUGCAGGGACAGUUUGCUCUGACUUUAUGUGGCUCAGUAUAUGAAAUGUAAUAUCUUUGUUAAAUAAAAAUGAUAAAAUAAAAUUGCACUCAAAUAACUGCAUAGUAUCUGUAUGUACUCUGCAACACACAUUCUAUUAUUAAAAAGAUAAGGGUUUUAA
Molecule: messenger RNA, 7878 nt
Organism: Xyrichtys novacula (pearly razorfish)
Lineage: Eukaryota; Metazoa; Chordata; Actinopteri; Labriformes; Labridae
Source: the annotation of a GenBank genome assembly